Molecule: messenger RNA, 3544 nt
Organism: Oryzias melastigma (Indian medaka)
Lineage: Eukaryota; Metazoa; Chordata; Actinopteri; Beloniformes; Adrianichthyidae
Gene: cmtr2
Product: cap methyltransferase 2
Exons: 3
Coding region: 63-2459 (798 amino acids)
Biological process (GO): 7-methylguanosine mRNA capping
Cellular component (GO): nucleus; cytoplasm
Molecular function (GO): methyltransferase cap1 activity
Source: RefSeq, a predicted model, not a curated record
CGGUUUUGGUCACGUGGGAUCCUGUUCCGUUUGCUGAGGAAAUCCAGAUCCAGGUGAGGAGGAUGAGUUCAAGUAAUGGAGCCAGGAGGAAAGCCAACACGCUGCCACAGUUCAACAAUGUCGAAGCGUCCCACCUUGACGCACCGGCUGAGGUACAAAGUCUUUUUGGGAAAGUUAGAACCUAUGUGAAGCCGUCCGGUGAGGAAUGGGCCAUUCCCGGCACGAGUGAUGCUCUCACUCAUCAAGCAGAGGAGCACCAGCGCCUGCAGGAGCUGAAGGCCUCUUUGAAUGCCGUGAAGAACCAGCUCAGUGAUAAAGACGUGCAGGUGUGGCAUCAGCACACCAAUGCAACCAACCGGGCGGGGAAGGUGAUUGCUGCCGUGCGCUCCACAGCCAACGCAGAGAUUUGCACCCAGGCCUGGUGCAAGUUCUAUGAGAUCCUCGGGAGCUUCAGCCUUCUUCCUGAGAAGGCUCUUUGGAGCGGAGAGCUCAACACCGUUCAUCUGUGUGAAGCUCCGGGAGCUUUUAUAACUGCUCUGAAUCACCACAUUAAAACCAGUGAGGCGACACGCUACUGUGACUGGUGCUGGGUGGCCAACACCCUCAACCCAUACCAUGAAGCGAACGGAGGGGGCAAAACCAUCGCAGACGACCGACUAAUCGCCAACACGCUGCCAUGGUGGUUCUUCGGCUCAGACAACACGGGCGACAUCAUGGUGCAAAAACAUUUGUUGGAUUUGCAUAAGUUUGUGUCGAACAUGCAUACAGUUGAUUUGGUGACAGCUGAUGGAAGCUUUGACUGUCAGGAGAAUCCAGAUGAGCAGGAGGCGCUGGUGGCCUCCCUCCACUACUGUGAGACCACCGCCGCACUGCUGCUGCUGAGCCUCGGAGGCUCCUUCGUCCUGAAAAUGUUCACCCUCUACGAACACUCCUCCGUCUGCCUACUCUACCUGCUCAACUGCUGCUUCCACUCCGUCAACGUCUUCAAACCUGCAACCAGCAAAGCGGGAAACUCAGAGGUUUACGUCGUGUGUCUGAACUAUAACGGCAAGGAGACUGUAAGGCCCCUCCUCUCCAAACUGAUCCGCCACUAUGGGGCAGAUCUGGCUGACAGAGAGGCUCUUUUCCCCCGUUCCCUCAUCCCAGAGUCGUUUCUGAAGCAGCACGAAGAGGUGUGCUUGUAUUUUCACACGCUGCAGGUAAAGACGAUCACAGAAAACCUGCAACUGUUCCAGAAGAUGAGUGCAGAGCGGAGCCAGCAGCUGGAACACGUGCGAGACUGUGUGGCUCAGGAAUACCUGCAGCGCUUCCAGGUGAGCUUUCUCCCACGACGUCAGUGGGUUUCUCGUUGCAUGGUGAGGCCUGCUUGCAGCAUGGUGCCUGCAGGCCGACCCACGGGACAGAAGAAGCAGACGGGAUCCUUCAAUGAACGGAGGGAGUUACAGACUCUGAGCUGGGGGGAGCGACUCGGGAGGAGCUGCCAUCUUGCCUGGAUACAGACACACUGCAUGGAGGAUGGAGAGGCGGGAUGCGUACUGGAGGGACCUCUGUCGAGCUGCAGUGUGGAUUCCUGGUAUGUUGUUAUCGGGGCUGCACUGCCGGCUGUCAGGAACUCUCCAUUCUGUGAAGGAGAGCUGUUAAACCACUUAAAUGAAGCCCUUGCAGACGCAGCUGUCGACUGGACCUGUCUUCCUCCCUGUGGCUCCUGCCAUGUAACUUGCACAGCCUCCGUCUUAUCUGAGGCUGCAGGCUCUUGUGCCCUCCCAGCUGGCUCUGUGAAAAAAGAGAAGAAACAGUGUCUGGUGUUUGGCAGCGACUCCGUGUGGGGUACUUGUCAGAGCCAAAUUGGGGAUUUAGUCUUAAAAUUGCGCUCUGAACCUUCAUUUCCACAGGGCUUGCUGCAUGACGGGGAGCCGCUGUACCAGCAGCAGCUCUUAGACUGUGUCAUUUACUCCCUGCAGAUGCUGAGCUCAGGAGAGGCCCUGCUGCUGCCUGUUCUUUCCGCCCUCACGCGAGUCACUGCGGCAGUCGUGCUCUGCCUGCAUGUGUGCUUCUGCUCCGUCUCGUUUAAGUGUCCACGCCCCUCCGGUGUGGUCGGAGCGCUGCUCGUGUGUGUUGGGUUCCGUCCCAAAGCAGCCGCCCGACUGCUCCCAUUUCUGACCGACGUGCAGCGAAGCGUGAGUGAUUCGUUAAAACAAGAUGAGGCCUUGAGUAAAAGUCGUCCUGGUGGAGGUGGACAGGUGCUGCAAUUUGUUCCCAUGGAGGAGCUGCUGAGUGGAGGACUGAUGGAGUUCCUGUGGACCAUGAACUCUGAAAUCAUCCGUCAGAAGCUGCAUCUACUCAUGGAGCCGCAGCUUCAGGACAGUGAGCCCUCUGUUCUUUCAAAAACAAGCCAGAAGAGGCGCUUUAAUUUAGCCAUUUCAUCAGACAGAUCCCACGGGUCCUUAAAUCAUUUCUGAGGGCGAAAAUCAACACUCUUGCUUUUAAAAAGUGUAGACAGAUUUUUAGAUAAAGAGGAAAAUGGUGGGAAAAACAGAAGUUUUUCUAAUUAAAUCCUGAAACUACUGCUGCAGCACAGAAUUUAAAAGGUUUGUACAACUAAUUGUGCCUUAGUUCUGUUGCCUUUAAAUUAAAAAUGUAAAAUAGAAAGCUAAUGGUUUACAGCUAAGUCUAAAACACAAUUUACAUGUCUGGUUAAUUCAUUUUGACCGAGGCCGUUAAUGAAAAAUCAAAAGUCUGUGUUGUUCACAGGACUCAAAAUAAGGAAGCUAUAAACAAAGUAAAUGGAUAUAGCUCUGCUGUUACUAUUAUUAAAUGAUAAAAACUGUUUAAUUAAAAACACUGCAGCACAAGACAAAGCGAGCGUGCAGGUACAUCUCUGAAUGAAUGCCUACUAAAAUAGGAGCAGGCUUUGGUGUAUUAAAAAAGUCUCUAUAAACAAUGGGAAUCUAUAAAGAUUACUUUAGAUUAAUUAUUCUCUGCUUUAGUUUGCAUUCAGACCGAGGAACCAGCUAUUUUCAUUUUAUCAUGUGUAGACAGAAAGAUAAAACAAGAAUUUAAAUCUGUGUUUAUGAAAUAUGCUAAACUCAAAAAUCCAUAGCAAUAUUUGGGAUUUACAGAAGAAGACAUUGGAGGUUAUUAAAGCAAUAAUAUUAUUUCAUAAUAGGUGUUUUUCUGACUUCAGUAUAAUCUGCUCUGUUGCUUUUUUAGCAGCUUGUGAAAACACAUUUUUACUGUUAAAUUUUGUGUUCAGUUCACCACCUUUAAACACUUACAGUAUAUCCAGGAAAUAUAGUAGAAUAGGACAAUUAAAAAUGCACAUUUCCUUCAGGGAUCAUCAUUUGGAUCUCAACCAGAUCUCUGCACCAGUUGAAGAUAAAUUUCUAUUUUGUAUUUUUAAAGAUUGUUUUUCCUUUUGUGUUGGAUGAAAGUGUGAGGAUGCACUGAAAAAAAAGAUACUUGUUUACUAAAGUUUUUAUCCAUUCAGUUUUUCUGCCAUAAGUUAUUCUUUUUCCAAAGAAAUAAAAAUGAAAAUCGUAUCUUC